GUCGAAAAGUUAGUGGAGGACCUUAUAUAAGAGCAGUCGCUCCAUUGAGAGAAAAGUUAGUUAGCAUACAUAUCCCCGUUGCAUCCAAUUCAAUCAAGUAAGAAGAAAGUUAAGAUGCACCUAUUGAGAGCGGUCCUGAUUGCAAUUGCACUUUGGAAGGACAGUGCCCUCGGUUUUAGUGUUCAGCCUGAGUUAGCCAUUGACCCAGUGAUAUGCGACGCGCAUAACCAUGGAGACAAAAUCCCUAACCCCGUGGAUUGUAGUUCCUUUUACGUUUGUGAUCGUGGCAUCCCCGAGCUUGUACAAUGUUCAGAUGGAUUACUUUUUGAUAUCAAGUUGAAAGUGUGUAACUGGCCCGAAAGAACGACGUGUGUUACUGGAUCGAUUCCAACUAGACCAUCGGAGUUGCCUUCUCUUGAAACCUCUACGGUCAUUACUGUCCCUGUUUCUGAAGAGCCUGAGCCGACACCACCAGAAGUGAUACCAUCCAGCGAUAGUCCUUCUACAUGGAUUCCCAACACAGGUCCUGCCAUUGAAGUGCCAAGUAAAAUUCAGUGCACUGAAGAAGGAUUUUACUACUUGCCUCAUCCAAGUAAUUGUGAAUACUACUAUAUCUGUAUUUCUGGUAUUCUUCAUGAAAAUUUCUGCGGGUUGGGCUUGCAUUGGGAUUUCUUGAAACAACGUUGUGAUAGGCCAAACGUGGCCUUCUGCUAUGUGGACCUAAUUUCAAAUAGUAAGCCCGAAGUUACUGGAGACCAAUCUGGAAUAGGAGGAGGUGAAACAAAACCUAAUCCUGUUACACCUGAGGAUAACAAUCCUGCUGAAGGAGAACAAGGAACUCAUCCUGAGGUCGCGGGUGGCGAUACAUCAGGAGCUGAAAUCGUAACAUCAACGAUUGCCCCAACAACUGAUCCUGAGAUCAUAACUUCCUGGGAAACUCCAAAAGAUAGUGAACAUACCACUAUUCUUCCUACAAUGGAUCCCACAUCGGAAAUUGUUAACACGACAAGCACUGACAUCAUCACGCCUUGGGAAACCCCUGAAAACAGUGAAUAUACUACAGUUUCGUCCACAACGGAUUACUCUCAAGAGCCAACCCAAUCCUUCCUAAAUCCUGAAGAUGCUUUAACAGCAACAGCUCCUCCACCACAUCCCAUGGAUGGAUAUGAUCCGUCUCAUGUUCGAUGUAUCCAUGAGGGGGUGUACUUCCUACCACACCCAACAAAUUGUGAAAUCUACUUCAUUUGCAUCAACCACACGAUGCAUCUCCAUCGAUGCGGACACAACAUUCACUGGGAUUAUAUUUCCAAUCUCUGUUCAGCUCCAGCUCCUUACCGUUGCUAUGCAUUCCGAAACACUUCUUCCAUUGAAGAUGAAAAUGGAGCCAAUGGAGUCGUAGUCCCACCUCCAGAAAACCCAAUGGAAGGUUAUGAUCCCGAGUUCAUCCGAUGCAGCCAUCCAGGAUUUUAUUACUUACCGCAUCCAACGAAUUGCAAGCUUUUCUUUGUUUGUUCAAAUUGGACAUUGAAUAUAUAUCAAUGCGAUGAAGGAUCGACAUGGAACUACUUGGAGCAGCAGUGCAUGUCAGUAAAUGGAAAAUGUUACUUCGAAUCAAUGCAGCCAGAUUCGACCACAACUACAGAAGAGGCGGAGCAUAACUUAUCCCUUAUUUUGGAAGGCUAUAAUCCUGAUCAGAUUCGCUGCAUACACAAUGGAACAUACUUGCUGCCUCACCCCACAUUGUGCCAGCUAUAUUUCAUGUGUGCAAACCGAACUUUGAGUCUGCACGAAUGUAAGCGCGAUUUGAUGUGGAAUUACCGCUUCGAACGGUGUGACCUAAAAGAAAACUCUGUUUGCUUUGACUCCUCCGAGUACCGCAGCACUGAGGCGACUCCGUCUACAACUUCAACUACAACCUCAACUACAACUCCAGCUCCAACAACUUCAACCACAACCCCGAAGCCUACUACAAUAACCACCCGAACUGCCCCCACGGUUACAACCCCUCCCCCGCCAACAACAACAACUGAAUCGACUACAACAACUUCAACAACUUCCCCUAAACCAAAAACCACCUUGGGUGUCCACAUGCCAAUAGAGUUUGAAGUUUACGAUGAAAUAAACGGAAGUACCAUAGACGAUCUAGAUGUCCUGCCGAAAUGUCCACGUCACCAAGCCUUCUUCCCACACACUAAGGACUGUCAAAAAUACUACAUAUGCAUUGGAGGUGUACCAAUUUUGACUAAGUGCCCUGAUAACCUUCAGUGGGAUGCUCAAGAAAGGAUGUGUGGUAUGCCAUCGCAUGUUAAGUGUAAUGUUGGUCGCAAGGCUUGAAUAAAGAUGGUAUACCCUUAUUUUAAGAACUGAAGGACAUUAUUUUGUAAUUUUGGUUGAAUAAAUUCAGUAGUGUUUAUUUUUCUUUAUCAGGAA
Hermetia illucens (black soldier fly) is the source of this 2430-nucleotide messenger RNA. RefSeq lists its product as uncharacterized. Bases 115 to 2334 code for a protein of 739 amino acids. Gene Ontology annotation, cellular component: extracellular region. The transcript has 3 exons. Gene Ontology annotation, molecular function: chitin binding. The record is from RefSeq and is a predicted model, not a curated record. Lineage: Eukaryota; Metazoa; Arthropoda; Insecta; Diptera; Stratiomyidae.